GUGCUGGGCCGGCUUCGGCGGCUGGAAGACGAGUCGGCGGACCUGGCAACUAUGCUGGAUCGUGAGCGCCGAGACCGCGCUGAGGCAGAGUCAACGAUUGCACGCUUGCAGGAGGACCGCGAGCAGACUGGGACAAGCCUUACGUGCACCCAGCAGCGCCUAGCGUCGUCAGAGCAGCAGCUGGAACAGUUGCGUUCAGAGCUUGACCGGGUCACGCGCGAGCUAGGGGAGAAGGCCCAUGAAGUCGAAGACUUGCAACAGCGGCAGCAUGAUCAGCUGGUGGCUGGAGAGCACGACCGAAAGAGCGCCCAAACAGUUCCUGGCCUGAGUCUUGUUGGCGUGACCAUGCUUAAUGCAACGGAGAUGGAGCUCGAGGGCCUGCGGGCUGAGCACGAGAAUUUGCGUGCCAAGGCCGAAAUGCAGGCCACUGAGCUGCGGCAACUGCACAAGGAGGUAUCGGGUCUACGUGCGGCCAGGGACAAGCUGGUCGACGAGCUGCAGGAGAUGCAACAGCUUCUGGAGAUCAAGGAGGGGUUUGCCGCUGAGGAUGAGCUUUUGGCGGCCGCCAAGGUUUCCAGCACGUCUGCCAAGAGCGCCACCUUGUCCAAGGGCACCGACAGCAAGGCAGCAGCGAGAGCCGCGCCGCGUGGUGCGCCCGCGGCGUCAAGAGGAGGCAGCUCCAUGGCGAAGGGCCGAACCACAAUCUUGGGCCAGUCCAUGGACACGUCAGCGAGCAGCGGCAGCGUCCCCAUUGGUAGAAGGCGCAUGGCAGCGAGCGUUGGGGGAAGUGCCGUAUCUAUGAUCAGGAGCAGUGGAGGUGGCUCAGACAGCAGCUUCCGCAACAGCACGGAGAGUCUCUUCGACCGUGUUCCCCCAUUCAGCGGCAGCGUUACCGAUAGGUACGGCCGGCGCAGCAUCCCGCUGCCGCCGGGCACUCCUAGCGUACGGACCUCGAUGCCGGGCACGGCUCCCUGCUCCGGAGCUAGCACCCCCCGUCAAAACUUUGACGCGCUGGCACGUCUCGAAGAGGUCCAAUUCCAGCUAGCGCAGGCCGAGGCAGCUCGGCAGGCAUUGGAGUGCCAGUUACAGGCCGCCCAAGACUUGAUAAUGAGCAAGGACAGCGAACUUGCCACGGCCAACCUGAUGCUCCUCGAGUAUGAGCGCAUGAGCAACUCGGCAGCGCAAUGUCAGCAACCCACGGCGUCGCCUCUUCUCCAGCUGUUGCUCCCCACCUCUGCCCAUGCUGCCAAGAGCCCUGACGCGACGCCGGCAAACAUUGAUGGCGAUGCCUUAUCCUCACGGCGCCGCGAUGCAGACUGCGGUGUGGAGGAGAGCUCUCAGGGGAGCUCAAUCAAUGCUGACUUCAACAUCAAGAGCACCCAGAUGGACGACAUGAUAGCGAGGCUGGAGGCGCUGCAGGCUGAGUGCCAGGAGCUUGCCCGCCGUGCAGCCGACCUGGACGAGCAGCGGUUACGGGCUGUCAUGGAGGCAGACGACCGGUUGGCUGAGCUACAAGCCACUAAGGAGUACAUCUCGGAGCUAGAAGAGGAGGUGGGCUUGCUGCAGGCGAUGUCCCUAAAGGCGUCGCAGGAGAUGCAGACGAAAGCGCAGGCGGUGCAAGAACAGGAAGCCGAACUGCUAGCGGCUCGCCAGGAGUUAGCGCGAGCACAGGCCAACUACGCAGCGCAGGCCAAGGAGGCGGAGGAGCUAUCGCUGAAGCUGUUGGCGGUGCAGCCGCACGGCCCGGGCGUGGGGCUGCAUGAUGCGAGUUCGGAC
Astrephomene gubernaculifera is the source of this 1776-nucleotide messenger RNA. Lineage: Eukaryota; Viridiplantae; Chlorophyta; Chlorophyceae; Chlamydomonadales; Astrephomenaceae. The record is from the annotation of a GenBank genome assembly.